AUAAGGCCACAGUAAGUUGGUUUCAACACUUUGUGAUCGUCAACGAUGGAACAUUAUAUGCUUUUUCUCUUUUUCUUGGCGGCCCUAACUCAAACUGAGACCUGGGCAGGCUGCCACACUAUGAAGUAUUUCGACACGAUUGUGACCGGGCCCAGCCUGGGGUUGGAGGAACGGUGGUUCAUGACUGUAGGCUACGUAGAUGAUCAGCAGUUUGUGCGCUUUCACAACAGCAGUGGAAGUCAGAUCACCGAGCCCAGGGCACCGUGGAUAGAGUUGGAGACACCGGACUACUGGGAGCGUGAAACGCGACACUUAAAGGACUCACAGCACUGCCCAAUGAGCCUACAAAAUCUGCACUUCAAUUACAAUCAGAGUGAUGACGGCGGGGUUCACACGUUACAGCGCAUGUACGGCUGCGAGGUUUUCCCCAACGGGAGUUUCAGCACAUUUUUCCUACGUUAUGGCUACGAUGGACAAGACAAACUCUCCCUGGAUCCAGAGACUGUAAUCUGGAUAGCGUCGGAUCAAGUGGCUCUAAACCUCAAGCUUAAACUGGAGACUGAUCGGAGUUUAGCGGAGAGAUGGGAGGUCUAUCUGAAGGAGACAUGUGUGCAGGAGCUGUUGAGACAUCUGGAGAAAGGGAAAAAAACGCUGCUGCGAACAGAUCCUCCUUCGGUAAGAGUGACCCGUCAUAUCACCUCUGACCGGGAAGUGUUCCUAAAGUGCAGAGCUUGGGGCUUUUAUCCUUCUGAAAUCUCAAUAAUUUGGUUGAAAGAUGGAGAAGAACAAAUCCAAGACACAGAGUACAUUGAGACCAGACCUGGGGGAGAUGGGACCUUUCAGAAAUGGGCAGCUGUUGAGAUGCCCUUUAGAAAUGAAGAGAAAUAUACCUGCCUGAUACAGCAUGAAGGACUGCCUGCACCACUCUCCUUGAAAUGGGAGCCACAGUCAACAUCCAAUGGGCUUUUUAUGGGAAUCAUUGCUGCUGUCCUCCUCCUCUUCACUGCAGUUGUUGCUGGAGUUGUGAUCUGGAAGAAAUCCACUUUAGGUGGAAAAGGAAGGAAUUAUGCUUUGACUUCAGAGAUUGACAGUGCUCAGGGAUCAGAUGUGUCUCUUACAGCAAGAGGCUGAGGAAGCUGUCCCAUAUGAAAUGAUUUUCCUGAACCAGUUCUCUUGAUCUCCCUUCUCCAAAUUCUCUCUCCUACAUGAGUUGCUGUCAUCAUGGCUGUACUAGCCAAACCUCAUUGGGAACAUCAGUGCCCCCAUCCUGUUAUCUGCUCUCUUCCUCUUUCACUUGCCUUCUUUCUGUCAGAAAUUAGAGUGGUGGCAGAAAAUUUUUAGAAUCCCCACCUCCUUCUCUCCAUGAUGUUGUACUGAACUCUGAUUUUUUUUCUUGCUGUUUCUUUACUGGGGGAAAAUGUGUACAGAUUUAUUUUUCUUCAGGUCCAUAUUUCAAACAUUAUUAUAAAGUGGUAAUCAUCAAAACAAUCUAGUACUGUGUAAAAAAUAAAUGAUGGAUCAAUCCAAUAUAUUAAAUUCAUAAUACAUAGCACUAAUAAAACCUUAAAUCCAAGUUUUUGGAACAAUAAUUCAUCAUUUGAAAAAAUUGCUAGAAAAACUAGAAAGCAGUUGGAAAGAAACUAGGCAAAUAUCAAUAUUUCAUACUGUAUACCAAAAGAUGGUCAAAAUGAACAAAUGAUUUAGGCAUGAAAGGUAAUAUAAGUAAAUUAAGGGCACAUGGAAAAAUUUAUUGGUCAAAUCUAUGGAUAAAAAGAAAGGUCUUAUUACUAAAUAAAAGGUAGAGAGAAUUAUGGGAAAUAAAAUGGAUAAAUUUGUUUACAUGAAAUUUAAGUUUUUGUACAAACAAAACUAAUACAGUCACAAUUAAAAGGAAAGGAGGAAAUUGGAAAAACUUUAUAAGUUUCAUUGAUAAAGGCCUCAUUUCUUAACUAGAGUAUCCAGACAAAUUUAUAAAAAUAA
Molecule: messenger RNA, 1980 nt
Organism: Sarcophilus harrisii (Tasmanian devil)
Lineage: Eukaryota; Metazoa; Chordata; Mammalia; Dasyuromorphia; Dasyuridae
Product: class I histocompatibility antigen, Gogo-OKO alpha chain
Exons: 8
Coding region: 46-1131 (361 amino acids)
Biological process (GO): positive regulation of T cell mediated cytotoxicity; antigen processing and presentation of endogenous peptide antigen via MHC class Ib; antigen processing and presentation of endogenous peptide antigen via MHC class I via ER pathway, TAP-independent
Cellular component (GO): external side of plasma membrane
Molecular function (GO): peptide antigen binding; signaling receptor binding
Source: RefSeq, a predicted model, not a curated record